AUGCUAACAGAAGUUAAUAACCUAUCAUCUAGGAUUGAAAAUAUUAGUAGAAGAAAAGUUGAAUACAAGGACACUGACUUCGGCCCAUUCCUUAUUAUGAUAGAGAGUGACAAGGGAAAAGCAGGUAAUAUCCAUCCUAUGGAUAUUGGGAAAGUAUUUCAUACAAUGGGUACGACUGGAAUUAAAGAAAUUAGUAGAAAAGGCAUGAAUAGAAUUGGAGUAAUUUUUAACACCUCCAAACAGGCAAAUAUGGCACUAAAUAGCACAGAAAUUCUUGAGAAAGUAUUUCUUGCUUAUAUACCUCAAAAAAUGCUAACAUCAAGGGGUAUUAUUAGAGAUGUAAGUAUAAAUAUUUCAAUGGAAAACAUAGUUAACGACAGUAAAUUACAAAAAAACGGGAAAAUUAUAUCGGCCAGAAGACUUAACAAAAGAGUUUUAGAUAGCAAUGGGACCGUUACAUACAUUCCAACAGGAACUGUACAACUACUCUUUGACGUAAGAACUCCCCCUAAAGAAAUAAUUAUCUAUUUAAACUUGGUAACAGUAGAUCCAUACAUCCCUCCUGUGCAGCAAUGUUUCAAAUGCCUAAGAUUUGGGCACUCACAAAGACAGUGCAGAGGAAAAGCAAGAUGCCCGAAAUGUUCCGAUGAACAUACAUUUCAAAACUGCACAGUUUCUGUACCAAAAUGCCUAUACUGCGAUCUCGAACACCUUGCCACAAAUAAAAUUUGCAAAGAAUUCGAAAGACAAAAAAAGAUAAAUGAAGUAAUGGUCUUCCAAGAUCUCACCUUUUUUGAAGCUGCCAAGCUGUUUCCCCAAAUUAAGGAAAAGCCAGAAAAUUCGAGAAUGUUUCAGAGAAGUAGGGAUUUUCUUUCUUUACUAUCCAGUUCACCCAGAGCAUUUACUCAAGCACUUUAA
This is a messenger RNA of Diabrotica virgifera virgifera (western corn rootworm), 918 nucleotides long. RefSeq lists its product as uncharacterized. Gene Ontology annotation, molecular function: zinc ion binding; nucleic acid binding. The coding region runs from base 1 to 918 and encodes 305 amino acids. The transcript has a single exon. Lineage: Eukaryota; Metazoa; Arthropoda; Insecta; Coleoptera; Chrysomelidae. The record is from RefSeq and is a predicted model, not a curated record.